Molecule: messenger RNA, 1667 nt
Organism: Oryza brachyantha (malo sina)
Lineage: Eukaryota; Viridiplantae; Streptophyta; Magnoliopsida; Poales; Poaceae
Product: protein POLAR-like 1
Biological process (GO): asymmetric cell division
Source: RefSeq, a predicted model, not a curated record
AUGGAUAGUCUCUUGAAGAUGCUAUAUGAAUUUGAGUUGCCAAAACCCACUAAUAAUGCGGCCGUGCCGUCCCCACGGGCGCAUCGCGGCCGUCGAUCGGGGGACGGACGGCCAGAUCGCGCCGGGUCGCUGUCGGGUGGGGCCCACGUUAGCGUCGCCACGACGACCACGAUCCACGACGCCACCCGCUCCAAUUUGAAAACCCGCUUCGGUUUUGCUUGGCUUCGCCUUCUCUCUCUCGCUCGCUGUGGAGGCGUCGCCUCUGCUUUUGUGCUGCUGCUCUGCUCCCCAUCGGGCGGCGCGCGCGCCAUGGAAGCGAGGGGGAGGAGGAUCGUGGACUACCUCAACGACGGGGAGGAGCUCGGGAUCGAGGGCGCGGCGGCGGUCACGCCGCGGUCCCCCGCGCUGGCGGCGGCGAGGUCGCUGCUGCCGCGGUUUGGGUGGGCCCGGGUGGCGAGUAGGAUCGGGAGGAAGGGCGCGGGCGGGAAGGGGAAGGGGAAGGAGGUGGUGGUGGUGGAGGAGGUCGCGGUGGUGGAGACCGCCGCCGUCGCGUCCACCUCAGCGCGCGCGAGAGAGGGCCACACGACGGCGACGGCGACGACUCCCGACCUCGGCGUAGGCAUGAGCCUAGUGUUCCUCCUCGCCAAGACCUCCGACGAGUUCAACAAGAUGGCGAAGGUGCGGGCGGAGAUGGAGACGCUCCUGCGAGAGAUCAAAGACCAGGUCAGGCGGAGCAGCGAGGCUGUUGGUGGCGGCGAUGGCGAUGCGUCGAAGACGCACCGCAACCUCGAGUCCGCCGCCGCGUCGAGCUGUCUCACGGAUACGAACGAGAACGAGAGGGCGAGCGGCGGCCACGUGGAGGAUCACGCCACCUCGUCCAACAUGGAGGAGGAAGCGAGCUGCGAGAAAUCGGCGGAGCACGAGCGCUUCCCGAGGAUGGAUGUGCUGGAGGAGGAGUUCCACACCGAGCUGGAGCUUCUUCAGGUUAACUAUGGCUCCGACGUCCGGUUGUUCUUGCCUGAAGAAGACGAUGGAGAGCCGAUGGACGAGAUCGCCGAAUGCCGGCCGGAAGAAGAACUCGACGACGGCGAUGCUGGGGGAGAAGACGAGGCGGCGGCGGAGGACGACGAAGACUACGAAGCAGAGUACAACGGCGUCUCCGCCGUGGAGCUGGAGAGAAGGCUGCACGAGCUCCUCCACCAGCGGAACCAGGAGCGGAUCGAGGAGCUGGAGCUGGCGCUGAAGCGCGCGGAGAAGAAGCUCGUCGAGAAGGAAAUGGAGGCGUCCAUGUGGAAGGACACCGCCAAGCUCGCGCUGCGGCAGGACAGUAGCAUGUCGUGACAAGGUGAUUGCAAAGCUGGCAUGCUUCAUGUGGCACAAAUUUUCAGCAUCAGCAGUUUUUUUUUUACAUGAUUGGUUACGUGCCAAGGAGAGUGUUUAGGAUUAUUGCUUCAUCGCCACGUUUUUUUUUUGUAGAGUUUUACGCUGGUUAUAGUAAAGUGUUCAUACUGAAGUUUUAGUGUUAAUUAGGCUGUUAGCGUUUCAUAUUUGGAGCAAAUGCAGUUCGAUUAGUCUGACUGAUGUCCGGUUCUAUGUUUGUUUGUGCCACGUGUUUCUUCGUAUUUGAAUUCAGAUGGCAAUUUGGUUGCCUGUUUUGCGUUUAGCCA